GUGUUUAUUUACAAUCGUUUUGGCGCUGUUUUGUGAUACGGCGUUCUAGCAAUAGCCGAGUAUUUUUAUAUUUUUCUUCAGUUAACAGACUGUGAUGACUUCUUCGGAGUUAUCACUCGUUUUACAGUCUUUAACACCGCUCGAGGAAAAAACUGUAGAUGAUAAAAGCGGCAGUAUCUUAAGUAAAACCUUUGAUUCUUGCUGUCAAGCAUAUGAUUUGAUUCAAGAUAGUGACUUGGAUUCAAGCAACACGGAAAUACAGGGAGCUAUAAGUCAAUGUAUAAAACAUUUAGAAUUAUGCACACAUAUGGUCAAUGAGCUGAACUUAUUCAGCUCUAAUGAAGCUAUUGGAGAAGUCCAAACUUCAAGUCUCAAGUAUUUGCUACUUCCUGCUUUGUUGGGCAGCCUAAACUUGCAGGUGCAACAUAAAGAUAUGUCAAAACGAUUAGAGAAUUUGCAUAUAGCAGAGGUAUAUUUUAAGGAUUUCUUACUUAGAUGUAGAAACUAUGAACUUUGUACAGUUGAACUUCCUGAAGAUUUUGAGGAAGAUGGACUGGAAAAUGGAGAUAGCAGUGUCAAAAACUCAUCUCACGCUCAUAAUGUUUUAGAUGCAGCCAUUGUAAGAGAACGUAAAAUUCAGCAAUAUAAACGUACAAAAGAGCUGGAGAAAAGAGAAAAGGAACUGAAACCUGCUUUAGUUAGGCCAGAUGCUGAAGAAUUCAUUAGAGAAUACUAUAUGAUACUUCUAGAAAAAUGGAUAAUGACAGUAACUGCAGAGCUUGAGACUGUUAAAACUGAGAAGAAUAUUGUUGGAACUAUGGUACAAAUGAAAGAUAAAAGUGGAAACAAUUUAAAUAGGAAGGAAUCUGUUAAGGCAAAGCCACUAAAGACAAUAAUUAUAACUAAAAAUGAAAUUCAGAAAAAAGUAUUUGGCAUGGGCUAUCCAAGUUUGCCUGUCAUGACUAUAGAUGAUUUUUAUCGCCAGAGAUUUGAAAAAGCAAUACAAGAGCAAAAAUCAGCUGUUAAGGGAAUGUCUUUGCAAGAAAAAGCAUUAUAUGGUGAUGAUAAUACAAAAGAAGAGGAAGAGAUUAAAAAAGAAGAGCUUAUGGAAAAAGAUGACCCUGUUGAAUUAGCAAAAGCAAGACAAUGGAAUGACUGGAAAGAUGAGAAUCCUCGAGGUAGUGGAAACAGGAAAAAUAAAGGAUGAAUAAAAUUGGAAAAUUUUAAAAAAUUGUUUCCAACUGUUUUAUUUUCAAAUUGUUUUGAAGCAUAUAUUGUAAAAAAUAAAGUUUAUAUCUCAUGUUAA
Messenger RNA from Stegodyphus dumicola, 1306 nucleotides. It is a transcript of the gene Tap42, whose product is annotated as immunoglobulin binding protein Tap42. The record is from RefSeq and is a predicted model, not a curated record. Gene Ontology annotation, biological process: regulation of dephosphorylation; regulation of signal transduction. Lineage: Eukaryota; Metazoa; Arthropoda; Arachnida; Araneae; Eresidae. Gene Ontology annotation, molecular function: protein phosphatase 2A binding. Gene Ontology annotation, cellular component: cytosol.